AUGUUUCGGGCCACCCGGCUAGGGUUUGUGCUAGCAUGGCGGCUGGCGGCCAUUUACGCUAUCGCCGACGCUUCGUCAGGAGACGGGAGCGGCUCUGAAGGCGGGGGCGGGUCGGUGCCGGCCGCGCUGGCCGCCACCAGCCAGCUGAUCGCCCGUGAGGGAAGUUGCGUGCUGAUCAACUGCAACGUCAGCGGCGACCCCUUCCCAAGCAUCAAGUGGUUCAACUCUCACGGAGACGCGGUGGACACCGACGGCGGCGGCAAGUGGUGGCUGCUGGAGAAUGGCGUCCUCAACAUCAGCGGCGUGGAAUUCGCCGACCGCGGCAAGUACACGUGCGUGGCCUCCAACGCGUACGGCACCUCCAACUGCACGGUGACGCUGCGCGUGGUCUUCACCAAGGGCGACAUGGGCGUCUACUACAUGGUGGUGUGCCUGGUGACCUUCACCAUCAUCAUGGUGCUCAACGUGACGCGGCUGUGCAUGAUGAGCAGCCACUUGAAGAAGACAGAGAAAGCCAUCAACGAGUUCUUCCGCACCGAGGGCGCGGAGAAGUUGCAGAAGGCCUUCGAGAUCGCCAAGCGCAUCCCAAUCAUCACCUCGGCCAAGACGCUGGAGCUGGCUAAGGUCACGCAGUUCAAGACCAUGGAGCUGGCGCGCUACAUCGAGGAGCUGGCGCGCAGCAUCCCGCUGCCGCCGCUCAUCAUGAACUGCCGCACCUUCAUGGAGGAGAUCCUAGAGGUGGUGGGCGUGGAGGAGAUGAGGCACACCUUCCUCAGGCAGGCGCCCGAGAUCCGCCGGGGCGGGGAACACUCCGGGGAGGUCUUCGCGGGACAACCCGAGCGCAGCGAGUCCCCCGCCGCCGACUCUGACAACUCGUCCGUCCAGGAGCAGCCGCGGCACAUCGCCAUCCAGGUGUCGGUGCACCCUAGGCUGGAGCCGGACCCCGUCCCGUCCAGGGAUGACGCAGAAGGCGGCACAAACGAGCGGCCCGCUGCCACUAGUCCGCCGCCCUGUCAGGUGUUUUAUGAGAGUCACGUAUGA
Nerophis lumbriciformis (worm pipefish) is the source of this 1041-nucleotide messenger RNA. NCBI's taxonomy places the organism in Eukaryota, Metazoa, Chordata, Actinopteri, Syngnathiformes, Syngnathidae. The record is from RefSeq and is a predicted model, not a curated record.